This is a messenger RNA of Neltuma alba, 1330 nucleotides long. Its product is annotated as probable xyloglucan endotransglucosylase/hydrolase protein 30. The record is from RefSeq and is a predicted model, not a curated record. Gene Ontology annotation, biological process: xyloglucan metabolic process; cell wall biogenesis. Gene Ontology annotation, cellular component: apoplast; cell wall. The transcript is spliced from 4 exons. Lineage: Eukaryota; Viridiplantae; Streptophyta; Magnoliopsida; Fabales; Fabaceae. Gene Ontology annotation, molecular function: hydrolase activity, hydrolyzing O-glycosyl compounds; xyloglucan:xyloglucosyl transferase activity. The coding region runs from base 101 to 1162 and encodes 353 amino acids.
CUUAGGCACAAAGCAAAGAGGUGUGAGGGAGAGAGAAACAGAGAGAGCGGGGAGAGAGAGAUAAUUAGAAAGAGAAACAUUAGUAGUAACCAAACCAGCCAUGUCCCUCUUACGUUGUUUUGGGACAUUCCCCAAAACUGGCAUGUUUCCACUUUUAUCUCUUCUUCUUUCUCUCUUCCUAUUAUUCUCCUCCUUCGCCAUAGCCGACGCAGCCUUCAACCUCGCCACCGUCCCCUUCAACGCUGCCUACUCUCCCCUCUUCGGCGACUCCAACGUCGUCCGCUCCUCCGAUGGCCGCGGCGUCCGCCUCCUUCUUGAUCGCUUCACAGGUUCGGGUUUCAUUUCCUCCAAUAUGUAUCAGUAUGGAUUCUUCAGCGCCAAUAUCAAGUUGCCUUCCGAUUACACAGCAGGCGUUUGUGUCGCAUUUUAUACGUCAAACGGCGAUGUGUUCGAGAAGACGCAUGACGAGCUGGACUUUGAGUUCUUAGGGAAUAUCGGAGGGAAGCCGUGGAGGUUUCAGACGAACCUGUACGGAAACGGCAGCACCCACCGCGGCCGAGAAGAACGCUACCGUCUCUGGUUCGACCCUACCAAGCAGUUUCACCGAUACAGCAUCCUCUGGUCUCCCACCAACAUCAUAUUCUACAUCGAUGAGGUUCCAAUAAGAGAAGUGGUACGUAGUGAAGAAAUGGGAAAAGAAUACCCUUCAAAGCCAAUGUCCUUGUACGCCACUAUAUGGGACGCUUCAAGUUGGGCUACCUCAGGCGGCAAAUACAAAGUCAACUACAAGUAUGCACCUUUUGUUGUUGAAUUCAAAGACCUAGCCCUUCACGGUUGCUCCGUCGACCCGAUCCAAGAGGUUCCCGACAUCGACGAUAUCUGCUCCGACCACCACGCCUACCUCCUCGCCCAAGACUACGCCACCAUCACCCCCAUGCGCCGCCUCGCCAUGCGUCGGUUUCGCCAACGUUACAUGUACUACUCCUAUUGUUAUGAUACGUUGAGGUACCCUGUGCCAUUGCCGGAGUGUGUCAUUGAUCCAACAGAGAAGCAACGAUUUAAGGAGAGCGGUAGGUUGAAGUUUGGUGGCAGCCACCGCCGACAUUCCAGGCGGAGAAACCGAAAUGCUGCUCCGGUGGAUGAUAGUGAUGAGGCUGAUUGAUGAUUGAGCACGUGUGUACAUAAUAUUGUGUUGCAUUUUUUUCUCUAGGAAAAUAAUAAAAAUGUUUAGAUUAAUAAUAUGUUCGAUUUUUUGAAUAUGUGAUGUGUGAUCAUGUAAUUAAUAUUCAUGACAGAUGUGUGUUAAUUUGGGUCAGAUUUUGACCUCAAA